Branchiostoma floridae (Florida lancelet) is the source of this 527-nucleotide messenger RNA. RefSeq names its product turripeptide Gsg9.2-like. Gene Ontology annotation, biological process: cell differentiation; multicellular organism development. The record is from RefSeq and is a predicted model, not a curated record. NCBI's taxonomy places the organism in Eukaryota, Metazoa, Chordata, Leptocardii, Amphioxiformes, Branchiostomatidae. The coding region runs from base 64 to 354 and encodes 96 amino acids. Gene Ontology annotation, molecular function: protein binding. The transcript is spliced from 3 exons.
UUGAAACACACGUCAACGAGUCAACGACGGUGCGGCAUAUAGUCACCGAAGUUAAAGUUCGCCAUGGCCAUCCUACGGUGUCUGUUGGUUGCAGCCUUGCUGGCCGUCGGCUCGCAGGCUAAGUCCGUCCGUCAGUUUGACCUAUGGAACCCGUCGGGCUGCCCGAUGAUCUGUCCCGCCCACUACUCGCCCAUCUGCGGCAGUGACGGUAUAACCUACAGCAACAGCUGUCACCUCAACAGCGCCGCCUGUAUUGCUGAGUUCAACAACCCUGACGCUGAGCCAAUCACCGUGGCGCACCAGGGCGGGUGUAACGGCGAGAGUCCGUUCACGUUUGGAGGCGAGGGCCGUUAACGCCGCGGCAAGAUGGCGGCUGCAAUGGCGGCGGUUUCGAGCCUAUAUUUUCCCCUAAAUUCCAACCCUCUAGAUGGCGUUCCUGUCAGGGCUAUAGUUUCCUGCAUAACAUUGUUCUUUGAAAAAAAAAUGAGUUGUCAUUCUAUGAAUAAACGCGACUGAUGAAAUCUCCA